GGGACACAUGAAUACAUACUUGGGCUAUAAAAUUAUUGGUCUAGAAAAGAGAUCUAUUGGUAUAGAAAAAUAUAAAAUAUUCAAAUGCAUUAUUUUCGAACGGUUCGGUCCGGUAUUUUUCGGUUCUCAAAAUCUAGGAUCGAUCUCGUACCCGUUUCAAAUAGUACGGUUUCGAUACGAGAUAAAAAUCUAUACAAUCAUUUAAAUACCCGUUAUUCAAUUCGGUACCAUUACGAGACGGUUCGGUACCGAUUCGGUUAGGGUUUUAUGCCCACCCCUACUAUAUAUACGCAAGACAAGAGUACAAGUUGUGCUUCCUCCAUUAUAUUGGCUUUCAAACCGACUUAUAUUUUCCAUUUAUUUAUGCAAUACCUCGAACAACAAAAAUGGCGGACACUCAAUCCAAUGCGCCCAACGUCCUCGUCGUCCCCACCCCCGGAAUCGGACACCUCACGCCGCUCGUGGAGUUCGCCAAGCGCCUCUCUCUCCAGCACAACUUCUCCGUCACUUUCAUCCUCCCCACCGACGGCCCCAUUUCCGCCGCCCACAAGUCAAUCCUCGAAAACCUCCCCGCCGGGAUUUCGUACACGCUUCUGCCGCCGGUCAACUUCGACGACUUGCCGGAAGACGUGAAGAUUGAGACUCGGAUAUCCCUCCAAAUCACCCGCUCCCUACCGGCCCUCCACGACGCGUUCCGGUCGAUCGUCGCGACUUCCAAACCCGUCGCUCUCGUCGUCGAUCUAUUCGGGACGGAUGCUUUUCAGGUCGCCGUUGAAUUCGGCGUUUCGCCGUAUAUUUUUUUCCCUUCCACGGCGUUGUGCUUGUCCUUCUUCCUCAACUUGCCGGAGAUUGACGGGAAGGUGUCCUGCGAGUAUAGAGAAAUGUCUGAGCCGAUCCGGCUCCCGGGAUGUAUUCCGGUUCGCGGCGAGGAUCUGUUGGACCCGGUCCAGGACCGGAAAGACGAGGCUUACAGAUGGGUCCUUCACCACACGAAGCAGUACAGAAUGGCGGAGGGUAUUCUCGUGAAUUCGUUCGAGGAUUUGGAGCCCGGCGUGCUGAAAGCCUUACAGGAACCUGAACCAGGAAAGCCGCCGGUGUUCCCGGUCGGACCGUUGACGAAGGUCGGCAAACCAAACGGUACGACGAACCGGUGUCCGGUCCUGGAGUGGCUGGACCACCAACCACGUGAGUCAGUUAUUUACGUGUCUUACGGCAGCGGCGGGACCCACACACAGAAACAACUGGAUGAAAUCGCCUGGGGAUUGGAGACGAGCGGGCAGCGGUUCGUUUGGGUAGUCAAGUCUCCAAACGACGCCACUUCGAACGCGGCAUAUUUCAACGUUCAAAGCUCGGCGAGCCCCGUUGACUUUCUGCCGGAAGGUUUUACCGAGCGUACGAAGGAGACGGGGUUGGUUGUCCCGGACUGGGCCCCGCAGUCCCAAAUUCUGAGCCACGUGGCGAUCGGAGGGUUCUUGACCCAUUGUGGGUGGAACUCGAUCCUCGAGAGUCUGGUUCAUGGGGUCCCUUUCGUCGCUUGGCCGAUGUACGCCGAGCAGAGAAUGAACGCGGCCAUGUUAACUGAGGAUCUUCAUAUAGCGUUGAGACCGAACCGGGGCGAAGACGGGCUAGUUGGGAGAGCGGAAAUUGCUAAAGCUGUAAAAUCAUUGAUCGGAGGGGAGGAAGGGAAAGAAGUUCGUCGGAGGAUGAGCGAGCUGAAAGAAGCGGCCCGCCGCGUGCUCAGCCCGGAGGGGUCUUCCACCAAGGCACUUGCUCGUCUCGCCGGAAAACUCAAAGCCAGAUCCAGUUAAUCCAGUCACGGUUAUGUUUGUUUUUUCUGGUGAAUUAUUACACGUACGUUUGAUUGAUGCCAGAUCAUUUGAUCCGGACCAGAAUAGGCUCCCACGAUUUGUUUAUGCUUCCUUUUAAAUCUGUAACAAAAUAAUCUUCAAGAUGAUGUGAUUCAAAAUAAAGUUUUCAAAGAUUUUGUGAUUCUAUUCUUUCUUUCUAUUCAACAGAAUUCUGAAUAGCUUAGUUUCUACUCUCUUUAAAGCGCUAAUAGAACCGUGGACGUAAUUCAAUUGAUAGGUAUGAUGUCAUAAGGGGAGUAAUUCAUGGUUUUGAAUUCUAAUAAUUGAAAAAUCUCCCAUAAAAGAAUAGGUGUCCAAACAAGGACCAAAUGGUUGCCCGUGCAUGUAACGGAUAAUGUUAGACGAAUGGACAUCAAAUAAUGGGAAACUUUGUUGAAUUGUUG
Messenger RNA from Cuscuta europaea, 2251 nucleotides. The record is from the annotation of a GenBank genome assembly. NCBI's taxonomy places the organism in Eukaryota, Viridiplantae, Streptophyta, Magnoliopsida, Solanales, Convolvulaceae.